This is a messenger RNA of Pocillopora damicornis (cauliflower coral), 874 nucleotides long. RefSeq lists its product as uncharacterized. Gene Ontology annotation, molecular function: signaling receptor activity; calcium ion binding. The record is from RefSeq and is a predicted model, not a curated record. Gene Ontology annotation, cellular component: plasma membrane. Lineage: Eukaryota; Metazoa; Cnidaria; Anthozoa; Scleractinia; Pocilloporidae.
UGCACUUGGAGUGGAGAAGCAGCUAAUAACAGAUACUCAGAUGACUGCUUCCUCCAAAGCUGAUCUGCCAAAGUUGAAUGCUUCUAGUGGCCGAUUGAACUUCAACAGCGCUUGGUGCUCAGCAAACUCCAAUGAGCUACCGCUCUUUUUACAAAUUGAUCUUCAUGAAAUCCACAUAAUUACAGCGGUCGCUACCCAGCCACGGCAUUCAAAUAUCGGUAAUGUUCAAAGCGUGACAAAAUACAACUUGAACUACUCAGAGGAUGGAGCCAAUUGGAGAAUAUAUCAACAUAAUGGGAAGGACAAGAAGUUCCUUGGAAACCUAGUUGAAGAUAUCGCUACUAAAACUCACCUGCCAAUUCCGGUGAAGGCGCGACUAAUUCGAUUUCUACCUCUUGGAAUGAUGUCUUCUACAUGUAUGCGAGUUGAAGUAUAUGGAGAAAAAUCUUCCACGGAAAGUACAGGAAAGCCUCCAGUCUAUCAACGAAGUAUUCUUCUAGAUGAUAAAAACAAAAUGCUUUUCUUAUGUAACAAAGAAUUUUUAAGGAUCAAGGCGGUAUGCUUUAUCAGGAGAUAUUUAAAGGACGAAAGUUGGAUUGCCUUGGACAGACGCAUUGUCAGCAUUCUUGGUUAUGAUCAAAAUGAAGACGUUAUCUAUGGCGUGGCCAGGAACAGAAGAUCAUACUUACGAUGUAACGUUACCAAGUGUGCUGCUAUUCCAAGUGAAGUCUGGUUAAGGUUGAGGGAUUUGUCAACCACAAUCUUAUCCACAGAGAUUGCUUUUGUUCCGGAGACAGGCCAUGAUUUUACUGAUACUCCAAUUUCUGGAUGCAAACUGGUUGAUAACGACGGCAAUAAAUGGGGAGGUGUUUAA